Messenger RNA from Didymosphaeria variabile, 1941 nucleotides. RefSeq names its product Anaphase-promoting complex subunit 8 (gene cut23). Gene Ontology annotation, molecular function: protein binding. Gene Ontology annotation, biological process: cell division. Lineage: Eukaryota; Fungi; Ascomycota; Dothideomycetes; Pleosporales; Didymosphaeriaceae. The coding region runs from base 1 to 1941 and encodes 646 amino acids. Gene Ontology annotation, cellular component: anaphase-promoting complex. The transcript is spliced from 3 exons. The record is from RefSeq and is a predicted model, not a curated record.
AUGGGCUCGCUUUCGCAGGCCGACGCCGCCCAGCUGAAGGCGCAGCUGCAGGACGCCGUGAUAUGCUGCUCCGAGCGUGGCCUCUACCACGCUUCCAAAUGGGCUGCAGAGCUCCUCAACUCGUUUCCGGAAUCAGACGAUGACGACACCCGCACCGACGUGGACUCGCCCAUGUCCGAUGCGCCUCCUCACACGCCCAGCGCCGUACCUAAGGAUCCGAUCGAACUACGACUCGAAGCCCGCGAAACACACAAGUACCUCCUUGCAAAGUCCUUCUUUGACUGCCGCGAGUAUGACCGAUGUGCCGCUGUCUUCCUCCCCAGUGCCCUGCCGAAGGGCUCUGUAAUCAGCUCAUCGCCUCCAUCGGCCAAAUCGAAAGGCAAAGGCAAGGCCAAGCAGGGCACGCCGACGAAAACAAGAACUCGGAUAGCAGAGUCAGUCCAAGGGCUUAGCCAGAAGAGCCUCUUUCUGGCACUGUAUGCAAAAUACUUAGCCGGUGAACGGCGCGUGAACGAGGACAGCGAGGUUAUACUAGGCCCACGUGAUGGAGGCGUCUUGAACAAGGAACUGCAGGGCAUCUCGGCAGUACUGAAGGAGUGGUUCGUCAACCUUCCUUCGUGUGGGAGGCAACCACAGGGAUGGCUGGAGUAUCUGUACGGCAUCGUCCUAGCCAAGGGCAAGAACGAGAACCUGGCCAAGGACUACUUCAUCCAGAGCGUGACUUACUACACGUUCAAUUGGGCCGCUUGGCAAGAGCUUGCCAGUCUUUUGGGCACCGCAGAAGAGCUGGACGAGAUUGUCCCACGUCUGCCGCGGAAUCUCAUGGUCUUCAUCUUCCACAUCACAGCAUCACAAGAGCUUUAUCGCGCCGACGAACAGGUUCACGAGUCUCUCACCAACAUACUGACCAUAUUCCCGACGUCUGCGUUCCUCCAAUUGCAACGUGGAAUGCUGUACUAUCAUUCGAAAGACUUCGAUACCGCGGAGAAGGUCUUUUCCGAUAUACUGCUGGCUGAACCGCAUCGACUCGACCAUCUCGACACUUACUCCAAUAUACUGUAUGUAAUGGGCAACCGAGUCAAAUUGGCUUUCAUAGCUCAGCUUGCUUCGAACACCGACAAAUUCCGACCCGAGACCUGUUGUGUUAUUGGAAAUUACUACUCUUUGAAAUCCGACCAUGAGAAAGCUGUAAUGUAUUUCAGACGAGCUUUGGUCCUCAACAGAAGCUUCUUAUCAGCAUGGACUCUGAUGGGUCACGAAUUUGUCGAGAUGAAGAACACGCAUGCGGCGAUCGACUCCUACCGACGUGCAGUAGACGUCAAUCGCAAGGACUAUCGCGCCUGGUACGGUCUGGGGCAUACGUACGAGUUGCUGGAAAUGCACUCAUAUGCUCUAUUCUAUCAUCAGCGCGCCACAGCCCUUCGCCCUUUCGACCCCAAGAUGUGGAUGGCCGUCGGGCAAUGUUUCGGUAAAGUGGGAAAGAUCACAAACGGCAUUCGGGCAUACAAGCGCGCCUUGGUAGCUGGAUCGUACUACGAUGCAGGGGCGGUAUCGUCGUUCGGCUCUGGGGAUAUGUCUGCGCUUGGCGGGGGAAUCCUCGACCCCGAUGUUCUCUACCCGAUUGCGCUACUCUACGAACGCCUUCACGACAUGCAAGAAUGCGCUGCAUACAUGGAGCUGGUUCUCGCUCAAGAAGAAGGACCUGGCAAAGAUGAGUCGAACCCCGAUGCGGGCGGCGGUGUGGGCGUCACAGCUACGACCAGUAAAGCGCGGCUGUGGCUGGCUCGCUGGGAGUACAUGCGCGGCGUGUACCAGAGAGCUAUGGAGCUCGCCAACGAAUUGUGCCAGGAUGGUAUAGAGGUCGAGGACGCAAAAGCACUCGUCAGGGACAUACGAGCAAGGAUGGAAAGAGGGAAGCAUGAUGAGCUGGAAACACCUUGA